GCUUCUCACCCUCACAACCCUAUUCUCCUUUUCGGGUUGUUACUUGUGAUUACCUGUUGUUCUUUUGGCAUCAAUGUCUCGGCCGCCAGUUUCUCUAUUGGGGAAGCAACAGUGCCAGAGCUUCAGGCAGCCUUCAGGCAGAACAUUCUCAACUCUACAACACUUGUGAUAUACUAUCUUUCUCAGAUCGUUGCUCUCAAUGGAAAGAUUCGGGGCAUGAUUGAAGUGAACCCAGAUGUGCUCUUACUAGCUCAGUUGGCCGAUGAGGAAAGAAAGGCUGGGGUUCCAAACUCUGGGACUGGGCUGCAUGGCAUACCAGUAUUGCUCAAGGACAAUAUAUCCACCAAGGACAAGCUUAACACCACCGCUGGCUCCUUUGCACUGCUUGGUUCCGUCGUCCCUCGUGAUGCCGGUGUGGCGGCGAAGCUUAGAGCCGACGGCGCUAUCAUACUGGGAAAGGCCGCACUUAGUGAGUGGGCUCAUUACCGUUCUGCUAAUGGACCCAAUGGUUGGAGUGCCCGAGGUGGACAGGUUCUGAAUCCAUAUGUAAUGUCGGCUAAUCCAUGUGGGUCAAGCACCGGAUCAGCAGUAUCAGUGGCAUCAAAUAUGGUGGCAGUAUCACUAGGAACAGAGACAGAUGGUUCAAUCCUUUGCCCGGCCUACUCUAACUCAGUUGUUGGAAUCAAACCCACUCUUGGACUCACUAGUCGAGCUGGAGUUGUUCCCAUUAGUCCAAGGCAGGAUACAAUAGGGCCAAUCUGCCGCACAGUGUCGGAUGCAGCAUAUGUACUGGAAGCAAUUGCUGGCUAUGACCCUUACGACAACUACACUUUAGCAGCAUCAAAGUACAUUCCUCCCGGUGGCUAUGUACAAUUCUUGAAUGUAAGCGGACUUGAAGGAAAGAGACUAGGAAUAGUGAGAAAUCCAUUCUUCAACUUCACCAAUGCUUCCUAUUACAUGACCCAAGCUUUCGAGAUGCACUUCCAAACCCUACGCAAUAAUGGUGCAAUUUUGGUGGACAAUCUGCAAAUAGCCAACAUUAGUGCGAUACUGAAUUCAAGCCAAAGUGGAGAAUCAUAUGCAUUGUUGACGGAGUUCAAGAUCGCCUUGAAUACUUACUUGUCAGGGUUGGUUGCUUCUCCGAUCAGAACACUAGCAGAUGCAAUAGCCUUCAACAUGAACUACUCUACCUUGGAAAUGAUUCCACAAUAUGGCCAAUCCCUCUUUUUAGCAGCUGAGAACACCACUGGUACUAGCGAUCCUUUAUAUCAGGCAGCACUGGCAAAUAUGCUGAGCUUGACAGAAAAUGGGUUUGUGAAGCUAAUGACACAAUAUAAUUUGGAUGCAUUGAUUACUCCCAACUCCGGUGUCACUCCUAUGCUAGCAAUUGGGGGGUUCCCAGGAAUUACUGUUCCGGCAGGGUAUGCACCAAAUGGGGCACCAUUUGGCAUCUGUUUUAGUGGGUUGCAAGGUUAUGAACCAAGGUUGAUUGAGAUUUCUUAUGGCUUUGAGCAAGCUACAAAGAUUAGGAAGCCUCCAUCAUUCCUCGUUUGAGACCUUCUAAAUGGUUGAUAUUUCUUUUUAGAAUAAUGAUGGAUAGAUUCAACUUGUAAUGGAUAUUGGGUUGCAGGGUUAUGAGUAUAAUGUUAACCCCCGGAUAUAAACUACCAUUUAUAUAUGCUUGUAUCUAAUCGAUCAUUACGGUUGGAG
Messenger RNA from Macadamia integrifolia, 1710 nucleotides. Its product is annotated as probable amidase At4g34880. The transcript has 5 exons. The record is from RefSeq and is a predicted model, not a curated record. Bases 217 to 1554 code for a protein of 445 amino acids. NCBI's taxonomy places the organism in Eukaryota, Viridiplantae, Streptophyta, Magnoliopsida, Proteales, Proteaceae.